CCGGGGGUUCUGCGCUGCGCCUGGAGCUCGCUCGCUCGCUCCUUAGAGGGCGGCCGCGGAGUGUCGCAGGGACGCAUGCGCUCGGGCGGCACCCGGGGAAUUAAAAGAGAGAGGGAAAAGCUCCCGCGGCAAACGCGCGCCUCGCGUCUCCCCGGCCGGCCGCGGCGUGAUGCGCACGGCCCGGCCCGUGACGCCGCGGCCGUCCCCGUCCCCGUCCCCGUGCCCCAGCCGCCAUCGCGCGCCCGGCUCCGGGAUCCCGGCGCCGAGCCUCGCUCCCCAUGGGGCUGCGCCGCUGGCUGCGGAGCGCCUGCUGCUGCUGCCCGUGCCGGUGCCUGGAGGAGCCCGCGCGGCCGGAGAAGGAACCGCUGGUCAGUGGUAACAAUCCAUAUUCCUCUUUUGGAGCAACUCUGGAGAGGGAUGAUGAAAAAAAUUUAUGGAGCAUGCCUCAUGAUGUGUCUCACACAGAGGCGGAUGACGACAGGAUCCUGUACAAUCUGAUCGUCAUUCGUAAUCAGCAGACCAAAGACUCAGAGGAGUGGCAAAGACUCAACUAUGAUAUCUACACCCUGCGGCAGAUCCGCAGGGAAGUGAGGAGCCGAUGGAGGCGGAUCUUAGAAGACUUGGGUUUUCAGAGGGAAGCCGACUCGUUGUUGUCAGUGACCAAACUCAGCACCAUGAGUGAUUCUAAGAACACCAGGAAAGCCCGGGAGAUGCUGUUAAAGCUGGCUGAAGAGACCUCCAUCUUCCCAGCCAGCUGGGAACUCUCCGAGAGGUAUCUCUUGAUUGUGGACCGGCUCAUUGCUCUGGACGCUGCCGAGGACUUCUUUAAGAUUGCUAGCCAAAUGUACCCCAAGAGACCCGGGGUCCCAUGCCUGGUGGACGGCCAGAGAAAACUGCACUACCUUCCAUUUCCAAGCCCCUGAAAAGAGGCCCAGAAGAACAGAGUCCUUUCUUCACAACACGGGAAUUUACCAAAGUUGGCCUGGGGUUUCGUCCGAGUGAGCCAGGAGAAGGCCUUCUCCAGUCGAACACUCUCGUGACUCCUACGAAAUGACAGGUCUUCCUCAGGACCUUCACCUAAGGAUGCUCUGGUUACAUUAAAACACCCGGUGGCCGCCAUGCAUCCAGAAAGGAAGGUUAAAGAGUUGGUGGGUGGGUAGUUCUUCCCAGAUAGUCAGGUUCCCAAGAAACCGUGGCCUCAUUGGUUAUAUAAGCUACAGUGGUUCAUUCUGUGGAGGGCUGGUGUUUUCUAAUCAACAGAACGGUAUGCCUAAUAGAGAAGGGUGUAACAGAGCCCUCAACUACAUCACCAACUUUGAGGUACUCAUUAUUAAGUGUAAUAUAUUAGAUAAGGUGCCCCAGAUUUCAUAAAACCCUAGGCCUCUUGUGACCUCUGUUUGAUUCAGAAACACCUGCAGCCGCUGAGGUGCUGUUUGGGGCAUCCCUUUGAGCAUCAGGCAGGGUUAUUUUAGAAGGAUAGGUGAGCCAGACAAUAGAAGUGUGCAGACGUUCAGCCCAGAUAACAGAACUUCCCGAGGCCAAGUGUCUUCGUCUGAAACUCGAGCACCCGGAGUCCUCAUCAUUAAUCCCCAGCCCUGAAGUUACUCAGUUGACUCAAUUUUUUUUUUUUUACGUUUCCCAUUUCUGAUACAUUUAUGAAGAAUAGCACCUGUGAACUGGAAUGUCUGGCCUCUACUUUUCUGUCUUAAUUCUGUGUCCUGAUUAUCAGCUGAGGGUUGCAGCUGCCUAGGGACCUUUUGGUGCAGACUUGCAGAUAGGCAGGCAGUGGCGUCUGCUGACAGAGGUCACUGCUGGGUCUCCACUCUGAAGGUGGUUUUCAUACUGGACCUAUGCUAAUGGUGCAGCUUGCGCACAGAAUGAGAAGGCCCGCUUCCCAAGAUCAUAAGGAGCUUGCCAUAAGGGAGUUUCGUUGAAAAGCCUUUAAAGACGUGUGGGAUUUAUCUGUAGACUUCUGAGAACAAUAGAAAUAUUUUUAUUUUUUAAUGAUUUUUACACUUCUGACUUCAGGUGGAAAAUAAAUUUGUAUUAGUCUGUUCAGGGGAUUGCAACUUGAAAAAUUUCAUAUCCUGAGGGUUUUUUUUUUUUUUUUUGCUUACAUACUCCAUGUUUAAAAUAUUUACUAGGAAAGGAAAUACAUGUCCUCCAUUCAUUAAUAUAUUGUAGACUAACUUAACAGAUGCAUUUCAGGAAAAUUCUUCCUGGUUUAAUAAGUAAGGUAAAAGUUUUAUUUUAUUUUAUUUUUUUAGUAUUUAGUGCAUAUUCUCUACUUCAUGUUGUUUAAAAUUAGCCUACAAAUAUUUUCAGUCACUUCUGUGGGCUAUUAGAAGAUAAAAAAACAAUAAAAUAAACAAAAGACACCUUAGAAUGUUGUAUUGUUUCAAUCUCUCAGCAUUUGUUUUGGCAUUUGUCUUCUUUGAUGUCAAAGUAGAUGAAGUUGUCUAGGUCUGUGCAUUGCAAACCCCUCACCAUACCUUUUCUUUGGUAACAAACAAAUAAGAAUAAAAUUAACUCUGUGGUAACUAAAAUACAUGCAAUUACCCAGGAGUUGUUUCCCCCAGGAAUUAAAAGACUUCUCUCUGUGCCUUUAA
Messenger RNA from Mastomys coucha (southern multimammate mouse), 2609 nucleotides. It is a transcript of the gene Mreg, whose product is annotated as melanoregulin. The record is from RefSeq and is a predicted model, not a curated record. Bases 279 to 923 code for a protein of 214 amino acids. Gene Ontology annotation, cellular component: melanosome. NCBI's taxonomy places the organism in Eukaryota, Metazoa, Chordata, Mammalia, Rodentia, Muridae. The transcript has 5 exons. Gene Ontology annotation, biological process: melanocyte differentiation; melanosome transport.